Molecule: messenger RNA, 2437 nt
Organism: Saimiri boliviensis boliviensis (Bolivian squirrel monkey)
Lineage: Eukaryota; Metazoa; Chordata; Mammalia; Primates; Cebidae
Source: RefSeq, a predicted model, not a curated record
AACGAGCUGAGCUGCUCUUCCUGCCGCCAUCGGCCGCCCGAGGCUUUACGUUUUCCCAUCCGGUGCUUCCCAGCAGAGCGAAGUUUCACAGGGAGAGUGAGUGGGCUCUGCUGGCCGCCCUCCUGCACUGUCUGGAAAUUUCCCACCCUGGGUGGGCUUUGACCGCGCCAAGGCUUGAGGCGAAGUUCCUGGGAGCCGGAGCUGGAAGAGGAGAACGCAUCCUUUUAGGGCUUAUUUAGUCACCAUGAAGCUGCUGCACCCGGCCUUGCACAGCUGCCUCCUGCUGACCCUGCUCGGCUUAUGGACACCCAGCCCCGAGGCUCACGCUGCGUCCCCAGGCGCGGCCGCUCUCAGCGCCGCCUCCUUCCUGCAGGAUCUAAUGCGUCGCUAUGGCGAGGGUGACAGCCUCACUCUGCAGCAGCUGAAGGCCCUGCUCAACCACCUGGAUGUGGGGGUGGGCCGGGAUAAUGUCACCCAGCACAUGCAGGGACACAGGAACCUCUCCACGUGCUUUAGUUCUGGAGACCUCUUCGCUGCCCACAAUUUCAGCGAGCAGUCACGGAUUGGGAGCAGCGAGCUCCAGGAGUUCUGCCCCACCAUCCUCCAGCAGCUGGAUUCUCGAGCCUGCACUUCAGAGAACCAGGAAAAUGAGGAGAAUGAGCAGACGGAGGAGGGGCGGCCAAGUGCUGUCGAAGUAUGGGGCUUUGGUUUUCUCUGUGUCUCACUGAUUAACCUGGCCUCUCUCCUGGGAGUCCUCGUCCUGCCCUGCACGGAGAAAGCGUUUUUCAGCCGUGUGCUCACUUACUUCAUCGCCCUGUCCAUUGGAACGCUGCUGUCUAACGCGCUAUUCCAGCUCAUCCCAGAGGCUUUUGGUUUCAACCCUCUGGAAGAUUAUUAUGUCUCCAAGUCUGCAGUGGUGUUUGGGGGCUUUUAUCUUUUCUUUUUCACAGAGAAGAUCUUGAAGAUUCUUCUUAAGCAGAAAAAUGAGCAUCACCACGGACACAGCCAUUAUGCCUCCGAGACGCUUCCCUCCAAGAAGGACCAGGAGGAGGGGGUGAUGGAGAAGCUGCAGAAUGGGGACCUGGACCACAUGAUUCCUCAGCACUGCAACAGUGAGCUGGACGGCAAGGCGCCUGUGGUGGAUGAGAAGGUCGUUGUGGGCUCGCUCUCUGUGCAGGACCUGCAGGCGUCCCAGAGCGCUUGCUACUGGUUGAAAGGUGUCCGCUAUUCUGACAUCGGCACUCUGGCCUGGAUGAUCACUCUAAGCGACGGCCUCCACAAUUUCAUCGAUGGCCUGGCCAUCGGCGCCUCCUUCACCGUGUCAGUUUUCCAAGGCAUCAGCACCUCGGUGGCCAUCCUCUGUGAGGAGUUCCCACACGAGCUGGGAGACUUUGUCAUCCUGCUCAACGCUGGGAUGAGCAUCCAACAGGCUCUCUUCUUCAACUUCCUUUCUGCCUGCUGCUGCUACCUGGGUCUGGCCUUUGGCAUCCUGGCCGGCAGCCACUUCUCUGCCAACUGGAUUUUUGCGCUGGCUGGAGGAAUGUUCUUGUAUAUUUCUUUGGCUGAUAUGUUCCCUGAGAUGAAUGAGGUCUGCCAAGAGGAUGAAAGGAAAGGCAGCAUCUUGAUUCCCUUUGUCAUCCAGAACCUGGGCCUCUUGACUGGAUUCACCAUCAUGUUGGUCCUCACCAUGUAUUCAGGACAGAUCCAGAUUGGGUAGGGCCCUGCUAAGAGCCUGUGGGACCGGAAGUCGGGCCCCUGGGCUGCCCGAUCUCCAGCCCGAGGACUCAGCGUCCCAAAAGCACCACAGAAGAGGCCGUUCCAUUCAAAACGGACACAGACUGUAUUCCUGCAUUCAAAUGUCAGCCGUUUGUAAAUGCUCUAUCCUAGGAAUAAGCUGCCCUGGUAACCAGCCUCUAGCUAGUGCCUCUUGCCCUCUCCUCACCUCCUUUUCUCUCAGUGACUCUGGAACCUGAAUGCAGCUUGUAAGACAAGCCUGACUUUUUUUCUCUGAUUACCUUGGCCUCCUUCUCUUGGAACCAGUGCUUAAAGGUUUUGAAUCCUUUACCCAACAAUGCAAAAAUAGAGCCGGUGGUUAUAACUUGGCUAGAAAUAUCAAGAGGUGAAUCCAUAGCGUGGGGCUGUGACUCUAGCUGGGCGCCCUGGACCUCCAGCUGGCCAACAGAAAGACGAGACAGGAGACAGGAAGCCUUCCCAUUUUUUCAAAGUCUGUUUAAUUGUCUAUUACUUCUCUCAAAGGGAACCUGAAGUCAGAACAGAUGAGCAGGGUGAGGGGCAAGGGUUCAUCCUGAGAAGGAGAGGAAGUCGAACCACUGCUGUGUGUCUUGUCAGGGUGGCCACUUGUUCCUACUGAGAUGCUGGGUUUGGUUUUGUGCUUUGUUUUUGUUCUUUGAGACAGUCUUGCUCUGUCGCCCUGGCA